Gloeophyllum trabeum ATCC 11539 is the source of this 1270-nucleotide messenger RNA. Its product is annotated as putative isomerase YbhE. The transcript has 5 exons. Gene Ontology annotation, molecular function: protein binding; 6-phosphogluconolactonase activity. Lineage: Eukaryota; Fungi; Basidiomycota; Agaricomycetes; Gloeophyllales; Gloeophyllaceae. The coding region runs from base 132 to 1205 and encodes 357 amino acids. The record is from RefSeq and is a predicted model, not a curated record.
CGCUACCCCGAACUUGAACUGGCGAUUUGGGGGUCGUUUGACUCAACGUCUUUGUCUGCCAUCCUUGUCUCCGUCUCGACGUAAAAGUGCAUAACACGGUUCGCGGAACCGUCACCAACUGAAAGCGAGCCAUGGUCAACUUCACCAUCCUCGCGGGGGGAUAUACGGCGUUCGUCGCCUCGUACUUGUUCGACAGCGACGCGUCGACGCUCUCGCUGCUCAACCAGUCGCCCACGGGCCCGAGUCCGUCGUGGAUCACGCUUCAUCCGUUCAAUUCGAGCAUCCUAUAUGCGGUGAACGAGGUGACGGAGGGCGCGCUGCAGUCGUACGUCGUCGGCCCCGAGGGCGCGCUGGCUGGGCCUGUGGACACCAUCCCCUCCGGGGGCGACGCGCCGGCGUAUUGCGGCGCGCUGAGCAGCGGCCAGGUCGCAGUGAUGAACUACAACUCGGGCAACGGCAAGAUCAUCCCGGUGGAGAGCGGAGGGCUGGUCUUUGACAAGUCCGCGCGCGUGGUGACGUUCCCGCCUCCGGAGGGCGGCGUCUCGCACCCGCACGAGGCUAUUCAGGACGGAGACGAGGUCCUGGUCCCAGACCUGGGCGGCGACAAAGUCUGGCGGCUCGCGCAGAACGGCAGCGCAGGCGAGUGGGCGAUUCAAGGCUUGAUCGAGCAACCAAAGGGUAGUGGUCCGAGGCACGCGGUGGUCAACGACGGGUACUUUUACGUCCUCCAUGAACUCGCCAGCACCCUCACUGCGCAAGCCCUCCCCAAGGCACCCAACGGCAGCUCGCCCCUGCUCUCCAACGAAUCGACCCUCCCCCCGACGUAUCCCUCCGGCUCCGCCUUCGCCGCCGGCGAAAUCCUUCUCUCGCCCAAAUCGCCCGCCUUCCCGGAGCAGUACAUCUACACGUCGAACCGCAACACGGGCACGCUCGACGCGCGGGGCGACACGAUCGUGGUCUGGGCGAUGCAGUCGGACGGCUCGGUGCGGCAGGUGAAGCAGGUGUACACGGGGCUGGACCAGAUCCGCGGGAUGAUGCUGAGCACGGGCGCGGACGGGGCGGGCGAGUAUCUCGUCGCGGCGGGAUUCGCGGGCACCGCGGGCGUGCAGGUCUACAAGUGCGUGAGGGGCGGGGCGGAUUUGCAGCUUGUCGCGACGAAUGCGGAUAUACCCACGAGGACGAGUUUUGUCUGGCUCCCGCUAUGACUCGCGGUGUAAUGUACAGGACUUGACGUCUCGGAGUAACAAGCGUACACUAUGCCUGCAGUGGA